Molecule: messenger RNA, 3084 nt
Organism: Periconia digitata
Lineage: Eukaryota; Fungi; Ascomycota; Dothideomycetes; Pleosporales; Periconiaceae
Source: the annotation of a GenBank genome assembly
UUGACCUUUUCCUCGCUCUCUCUUCCCUUCUUCCUCCUCCAUCACCCACCUCUCCCCCGCCCGACUCCUCCCCAGGGCGUCCUCGACACAUCCACUCCCCCUAUCAUGCACAAGAUAUCGAAUUUCACCGGUUCCGCUCGACACGGAUGGGAGAAGAUGACUCCCUCGGCCGGCUUUCCCUUCUCCAGAUCCAACCAUGACAUGCCUGUACCAGCUCCCAUCAAGCGCCCGUCGACCGCGACCGCCGCCCCGCCCGUCAUCCCCCCCGGCACCCAAGUCAACCUGUCCUUCAAUGUGCCCUUUGCCUCGAGCCUCGCCGGCCCAGACGUCGACGACAUCAUGUACGCCAGCCCGGGAGCCAAGGCACGGUGGAGCCAUCCGGAUGCCACGGCUGAGCCCUCUCCAACCCACAAGCUGCCCGUUCAUGCUCAGAAUGUCGACAACUUGCGCGCCUUGUGCCGGGAGGUCACAGAGCAGACCGAGGGACGCGUCGCUGCCAACGUCGUCUCGGCCGAAUCCAAGCCUCUACCCGGCCUGCAGCGGGGUCCUCUACGCGCCCUAGUCACAAACGUCUGCUUGUCUGGCGAGCUGGAGCUUGUGAGCCAGAUGAGGUGCAAGCUCCUCAACUCCACUCCCAUCUCUCUGCGCUCAUCCUACGUCGAUGUCGAUUCCGAUCUGAUCAUCGACCGCGAAUCUCAGCAUAUCAAAGGCGUGGUGCUCAGCCAGCUGGAUCUCAUUGCCAAAACUACAAAGGCCGACAUCUUUGUCUUGAUGCCUAAGCAGCCCGACAUUGAGUCGGCAAGCUUCAAUGGCAACCUCGAGACGGGCAUGGACUCGCGCCUUCGCUGUGCCAUUUACGGCGACAUGGAGACCAUGGAGCACGCGAAGACGCGCGUGCUCAUCAUGAUUGACCAGAUUCUCAAACGUCAAGUGGAUUCGAUGAAGUUGGAGCUGACGAUGCAUACUCUCAUCUGCGGGCGGGGGCGUAAGAACAUCAAAGUCAUUGAGUCGGCUACAGGAACCGCCAUUUAUUUUCCCCCGCCAUUCCCGCGCAUCUUUGGCUAUACCCCGCCCGGUGCGCAGCGAAGGCCUGAUGAUUUGAUCUACAUUACGGGAGAAAGCACAGAAAGCAUUCUGCGCGCAAAGCAACGCCUCCAUGACCUCGUCAUGUCCACCAAGGUUUUUGUCAAGCCCGUCAUGGUAACAGACACCAAGUUGGAUGCUAUCCUUCUCGAGCGUCUGGACAAGGUCCGCAAGAUCAUAGAGAACAACGGUUCCUACAUCUUGCUCCCUCCCUUGGGAUUGCAGCGCGGUGUUGUUCGCGUGCAGGGCACGGAUGUCUUGCAUGUUGAACGGACCGUGCGCGAGUUAAUGGCUCUCGCCGGCCAGUUUUAUAGCGCCUCGUGGUUCAUUACCCAUCCCGAUCCUACUCAGCGCCCACCCACCCAGGCUGAUGUACGUGCCAUGUUGUCGGAUAUCUGCAUCAAUUCCGGCGCAGAGAUCAGCUUUGAGAAGUACAACUUCCACAUUUACGGCUCCGAUGAUGCCGUCAAAGCUGCCAUGAUGGUCAUUCACAACAUUCCCUUCGUGAAAAAGUCCCAGUAUAACAUGAGCGUGAAGAUCGAGCUUGCCAACGAACACAAGGAAUUUGUCAGCGGAAAGAAAAAUGGCAAGAUCAAUAAGAUCAUGAGCCACAGCAGUGUUCAGAUUGUCUUUGAUGGCUUCAACGAGUACAACUUUUACAUUGUAGUGCGAGGUGCCCAGUACGAAGCCACCAAGAACGGGCUUGACCUUGUGGAGCAAGAAAUGCCUGCUGCCAUUUCGUUCCAUGUGCCAGAUCAGUACCACAAGCGUAUCAUCGGUAUUGGGGGUCAGCACAUUCAGCGCAUCAUGAAGAAAUACUCCGUCUUUGUGAAAUUUUCCAAUGCCAUGGACCGCGGAGGAUUUGGCAAGGAAGAGGAUGACAUCAAGGUCGACAAUGUCAUUUGCCGCACGCCUGCCCGUAAUGCUCAGAACCUUGACCUGGUCAAGCAGGAGAUCAUGGAUAUGGUCGAGAAGGCUGAUGCUGAGUUUGUCUCCGAGACCAUCAACAUCAACCGUCUCUAUCAUCGCGAACUGAUCGCGCGCCUGGACAAGAUUGACGAGCUGGAGAAGAAGUUCAACUGCAAGAUUACCUUCCCCAGCACCGAAGAAGCCAGUGACACAGUCACUGUAUCGGGCCCCGAGUACCAGGUGCCUUUGGCUGUCGAUGAAUUCUUGGGUAUGGUGCCGGAAGCGCACGACCUGUCUUUCCCUGUCUCUACCGAGUUGGGCGAACACAUGCGUUCUCCCGAGUUCAAGGCAGAAAUCCUCGACAAAUUGAGAGACCAGCACGUUGUAGAGGCUCACCUGAAGGACUUUCAGACUGAGACCGUCGAUGGCAAGGAAACCCGCAUUGAGACACUCCACCUAUCCUUUACCAGGAAUAACGCUGGUGGCCUCAAAGACGCUCUUGACUUCCUAAUCAACCAUUUGGUCAUGCACGGGCUGGACACAAGCACCAUCCGUGGCGCUCUUCCUCGACCCAAGUCGGACUCUUUUGAAGAUUCGCUGCCAUUCUUUGAGUCCAAGCUCCUACAACGUGCGGAGCCCCCGACGGACAACACCGAUUCCCCGACCCGAUCUCAUUUCGGCGACGAAGAGCGCCCCGGCAUGCUGGAUCGCCUCCGCAAACCCGGCAGCAUGUCUUCCUUCACCUCGCUCUUCAACCCACGUAGGAACGGCACCAACUCCCCCGGGUCGCUCUUCAAGCAUGCUUCGAGCAAUGCUUCGAAGGCGUCCCUUGCUAGUCUGGAGUCUCAGGGAAGCGGCUAUCGCAACCCUUGGAACGACAGCGGCAUCAACCUCGCGGAUGAUGAGCACCAUACCAACGGUUGGCCCAUGCCGACCCCGCGAUUCGAAAGCAAAUUUCCUUUCGGUUCUUCCUCAGCGGCGCCAGGAGACGUCACUCCUCGGUAUGACCCGCGGGCCUCCGUUGACAGCGGACGCCCCUCUACUUCCCAUUCUGCAUCUGGAUACCCGGGUCCUAUUGGCCCUCCCCGUUAA